Messenger RNA from Acanthoscelides obtectus, 1865 nucleotides. Lineage: Eukaryota; Metazoa; Arthropoda; Insecta; Coleoptera; Chrysomelidae. The record is from the annotation of a GenBank genome assembly.
GUAUCCCCCUCCUCGCGCAGUGGUGCCAUUUCUAGAGAAUUCUCCCUAGUUCUAGGGAGAAUUUACGAUGUUUUCUAGUUCUAGGGACUUUUAGCAAAAGGGAAAUUCUAGGGAUUUUUUACCGUUUCAAAAAAAAGAUUAAUGAAUAAUUAAAUUCCAAUCUAUAUUGCAAAAAUAUAAACGGACCCUGUUAACAUAAUUGUUAAAUAAAACAGUAUACAGCUUUGCUAAUUACAAGGUUGGUUGCACUGUACAUCUUCUGUGUGAAUCGUGAAUCACCGAUAAGUUCUCCGCCACCUGCCGCCACCGACGACUGUAUGACGCAUACCCAGUUCAUUAAAGUGUGACGCGAUGUUUUUGCGACUGCGUGCGUUUAAUGUGAAUAUUAGGACGGUCAAAUUAAAAAAGAAUCUUUGUUCAAAGUUUUUAAGUUUAGUUUUGUGAUGAUGGAGUCCGAUACAGCAGAAAAUUCUGAUCAAAUGUGAAGUAACCAAAGGGAAAUGGCAAAAUUUGAGAGAUAACUUUCGCAGAGAACAUGCAAACAUUUCGAAGGCGCCUACAGGUAGUGCAGCUCUCGGUAAUACUCAAAUCUCUUCGUGGAAAUCAUACAAACAACUUUCAAUCCUAAUCGGCGCGUUUUCUUCCCGAAGAAUGAAGACAAAUAUCCCUUCCGGGUUAAGCCAAACUUCAGAGCUAGCUGAUAUCCUAAAUGAAGAAGAAGAAGAAGAAGACGUAGCAAGGGCAUCUAACAACACCAUUGAUCCUAAUUGUGCGAUCAGCAACAGUACUGUUGAAACACAACAAUCACAAACCCUCUUAGAUACUGUUCAAACAGACCCGUUUCGUGGUCCCAGUGUAAAGUCGUUCAAAUAGUAUAUCUGGCUACGGGCUCAUCCUUUCGGAGUAUUGGAUUUCCGAAUGGCUAAUAAUACAGUUGCCGGUAUUGUACACGAAACAUGCAGGGCGAUAUGGGAAAAUCUUGGAGAAAUCCACAUGAAAUUUCCAUCGAAUGAGGAAGCAAUUCAAAUUACAGAUAACUUUUGGAAGCGGUGGAAGUUCCCAAAUUGUAUAGGAUGCAUUGAUGGGAAACAUAUCCGUAUCAAAGCCCCUGCAAACUCUGGCAGCAUGUUCUACAAUUAUAAACAUUUUUUUUCAAUCGUCCUACAAGGUAUUGCUGGCCCAGACUAUAGAUUUAUUGCAAUAGAAGUUGGGGCUUAUGGCAAAGAAAGCGAUGGUGGGAUAUUUUCGAAUUCACGUUUAUCGAAGCGGUUAGAAAAUGGUUCCCUCAAUGCUGCUUCUGAACGACAAUUGCCGGGUACCAACGUAUUUUUGCCUCACGUACUAAUAGCAGAUGAAGCAUACCCUUUAAAAACGUACUUAAUGCGCCCCUAUCCUGAAAGAAGCUUAGGACCUGAGGAAGAAUACUAUAAUAGACGUUUGUCAUUAGCUAGACAAGUCGUUGAAUGUGCCUUUGGAAUAAUGACUAGCAAAUGGAGACUACUAACUAAAAGUAUGGAAGUUCACCUCCAAAAAGCUGACAUUAUUAUCCAAUGCAUAUGCCUUGUUCAUAAUAUUGUUAUUGACAGAGAGGGUAUACCUUUGAACAUUGAACCCACACCGAAUGGCCUCCAACAAAACGCAGCCAUUCGAGCACGUAACAGGUGAAAACCAUGCUGUCAGAAGAGCAUAUGCUAUUCGAGAACAAUUUAAGUCUUUUUUCAAUAAUAAUCGUAUAUAAUUUUUUCUAGCAUUAAGAAGAAAAAUAUUCUGUACUUAAAAAAAUUAAUGUUUGUUUACAAAAUACAUACCUGUACACUUCAUUUCUGAUGCUAUUUCUUUCCAAGCCUUUCUUUGCAAAUCUCUCG